AGUCCACUUUCUCUCUCUAUUAGCUCGGUACUCUCUCGCUCUCUCGGGUCGACUCCUAUACUUCCUACCUCUAUCGAGUGACUGGUGCUUGGGUCUCUCUCUCUCUCUCUGUCUCUAUAUCCCUUUUUUUUUUGUUGCUUUUUCUUUUCUUGCUAUUGCAACAACUCACCUUCAUCCUCAUCUGCAUUCAUCCUCAUCUGCAGUCUGCAGACCUCUGCUGGUAUAUACAAACAGUGAAACCCCAUGAAAAUCUAAAACUUUGGAGGGCCAAUCUUUUCCUCAGAAAAGUACCAUUUUUUUUGUUUUUUCCAAUGGAUCCGAAGGGCUCUUCGAGGGCUCCAACCCAAUAAGUGCCCAAAUUCCAUCAAGCCCUGGGCCUCCCGAGGGACGACAAGAUGGAGGCCAAGGAUUUGCAGGUAGUGGUGGCUGAGAAGGAGGAAGGGAAGAGGCAGCUGGCACCCAAGAGGAGCUCCAAUAAGGAUCGGCACACGAAGGUCGACGGGAGGGGGAGGAGGAUCAGGAUGCCUGCACUCUGUGCAGCCAGGAUCUUCCAACUGACGAGAGAAUUGGGCCAUAAAUCUGAUGGCGAGACCAUUCAGUGGCUUCUGCAGCAGGCAGAGCCAUCCAUUAUAGCAGCCACGGGAACGGGCACCAUCCCUGCUUCAACCCUUGCUGUUGCAGCUGGCUCCAUGUCCGCACAGGGGACCUCCGUUUCUGCAGGCCUUCAUCAAAAGAUGGACGAGUUGGGCCAUGGAAUUGGCAGUGGGAGGACCAAUUGGGCCAUGACUGUGGGCAGAUCUCAUUCUGCUACAGGUAGUUUGUGGCCCAGUGUCGGUGGUCUCAGCUGUGGGUUUUUGCACUCUUCUGCUCCAUCAUCAUCAAACUUGGGGUCUGAGAAUGUGAAUUUCGCUCAAAGAGUCGGAUUUCCAGGGUUCGAAUUGCCGGCUACUCAUCUUGGCGCGAUGAAUCUGAGCUCAAUCUUGGGUACCCACAGUCAGUCUCUUCCUGGUUUGGAGCUCGGUCUUUCUCCUGAUGGUCAUAUUGGGGUGCUGGCAUCUCAGGCUUUGAAUUACUACCAUCAGAUUGGGCAAAGUAGAGCAGCUCCAAUUCAUCAACAGCAGCAGCCGCAACAACAGCAGCCGCAGCCGCAACAGCAACAACAGCAACAACAGCAACAGAAGCAGCAGACUAGCAAAGACGAUUCACAGGGAUCAAGGCACUAAUAGGGAGGUUAUAAUUUUUUUGGAGAAUUAAAGAUGGUGGUUGUGGUUUUGAUACGAAAGAAGGUAUGUCUCUCUAAGCCACUGGAAAGAAGCCUUGCUGAUAGUAUUUGUGGAUGACCUGUAGACGAUUGAAUCGGGCCCUGGGUGCCGCUUUCUUGCCCUGCAAAAUCUUCGUCGAAGUAUGAAAAUACAGUUUGCAGGUGGAACAUACAAAAAACGGCAUGCUUUUGGGUUUGGAACUAUUUUUCUUUGUCCUUUGAUCUCUUGUUUCAAGGUGUGGUCGUGACAGCGUAAGCCAUUGUCGAUUCUUCGUUCUCAAGUUUAGUGAAUUGGUUAUUGGCUUGAUGUGGAUGAAAUUGGGAUUCCAGACUGCAGAAUAUGCACAAUGUGCAAGGCAUAAGAUGCACAAUGUGCAAGUUAAUGUGAUUUUUGUGCCUGCAGAUUGUGAGUUGUAGGAAUAAUAUAAUGUUCUGCUUUGUAUUUAAUGAGCUGUAUUCGAGAAACCAAUAAGCAACACUUGCAUGGCUCCAUUUCUGUCCUCGUAUGAUUGAAACAA
This is a messenger RNA of Nymphaea colorata (pocket water lily), 1779 nucleotides long. Its product is annotated as transcription factor TCP20-like. Lineage: Eukaryota; Viridiplantae; Streptophyta; Magnoliopsida; Nymphaeales; Nymphaeaceae. Gene Ontology annotation, cellular component: nucleus. Gene Ontology annotation, molecular function: DNA-binding transcription factor activity; sequence-specific DNA binding. The coding region runs from base 396 to 1223 and encodes 275 amino acids. The transcript has 2 exons. The record is from RefSeq and is a predicted model, not a curated record.